AUGGAUGAUCAACCUCCAGAGCCGAUAGCAAGCGAUUAUGUUGAAUUAGGAACUUUGAUUGUAUUGUUUCUUAUUGGUGGACCAAUAAAUUUAGCUGCCUACACACAGAUAGCUGAGCGACCGUCAGCAACUCGCCUAGAUAUUUUAAAGCGACAUCUGAAUUAUUCGGAUCUUUUAGUUCUUUUCGUUUACGUACCCUCAAGAGCGUGUUGGUUGUUAACUUAUGAUUGGAGAGGCGGCGAUUUCUUGUGUAAACUCAUCAAAUUUUUGCAUACCUUCUCAUUUCAGAUAUCUUCAAAUGUGAUCGUUUGUAUCGCACUCGAUCGUUUACUCUCGGUUAUUUCUCCAACUCAUCGUUCACCAGAGAAGGCUCAACGUCGAACGAAAGCCAUGCUCAUAACUGCAUGGUUUGCGGCACUUCUUAUUAGCACGCCACAAUUCGCCGUUUGGAAAACGUUUUUGGCUUUCGAAAAGCUCAACUGGAGUCAAUGCAUGCAGAUUUGGGAAAUUAUACGAAUCGAACAAUCCUUAGUGAACAGCAGUGUUGUCUUGCCAAGACAAUUGAUGGAUCAAGAGAACGUUUACGUUAUUGUACAUAUGAUGCUCAUUUUUUGGGUUCCAGCCACUAUUGUUAUGAUAUCCUACAUCGUUGUUUCGUGUUGGGUAUACUUGAACUCUCGACCUUCUGAGAUCGGUUCAGCUGCUGCAGUAACUUCAAGAGGUAUACGUAAGAGGUAUACAUUGACGUGCCAUACGGCCGUCGAAGCAGAGUGGCGAACACCUUUGAAAUCCAUUCUGAAAAGUACAAAGAAAUCAUUCCCUACAGGUGAAACAUUGGGAUGCUAA
Messenger RNA from Anisakis simplex (herring worm), 846 nucleotides. The record is from the annotation of a GenBank genome assembly. NCBI's taxonomy places the organism in Eukaryota, Metazoa, Nematoda, Chromadorea, Rhabditida, Anisakidae.